Messenger RNA from Penicillium subrubescens, 327 nucleotides. RefSeq lists its product as uncharacterized. The coding region runs from base 1 to 327 and encodes 108 amino acids. The transcript has a single exon. The record is from RefSeq and is a predicted model, not a curated record. NCBI's taxonomy places the organism in Eukaryota, Fungi, Ascomycota, Eurotiomycetes, Eurotiales, Aspergillaceae.
AUGCCACCUAAAGCCGCCCAAGAUGCCUCUGCCGUGCCCGAGGCACAAGGGCUCAAGUAUGACGAAUCCGAAAUGGCCCUCUUCCACGCCAAGCUGUCAUACCAUUCCACGAUUGAUGAACGCAUGGCUUCCCAGGAUAGCAAUCUCGCAUCUAUCUCAGAAGCUCAGGCCAAGAUACUCAAACGAUGGGAGAUGCUUAAGCAACUUGAGAAGGAGCUAGCAGAGAAAGGGAAGAGCUUGUCGCCGGCCGACAAAAGGCAGCUGGCGCAGUAUGAAUGGAGGUACAAACACCUGGAGAAAACCGCAACUAUGACCACUACUGGAUAG